AUGUCAGUGGUGGAGACAGUUAUCCAAUCGAAUUUGAAGCAAAUAUUGGAAACGAUCCAUUUGAUUGCUCGAGAAUGUGGGAGAACGACGGCGCCUCGGCUGGUUGCAGUUUCCAAAACGAAACCCUCAAAUCUGAUUCUCGAAUGUUAUCAAGCUGGGCAAAAACAUUUCGGCGAGAAUUACGUGCAAGAGUUGGAAGAGAAAGGGGCCGAACUACGCGAUUUACAAGACAUAAAAUGGCACUACAUUGGACAAAUGCAAUCGAAUAAGAUCUCAAAAAUCUGCGCCGUUCCGAAUCUCUACUGUAUCGAGACACUCGACAAUGAGAAACACGCUCAACUUCUGGAAAAAGAAAUGAACAAACGAGGAUUGAAAGUGAAAGUGUUGAUACAGGUGAACACAUCAGAUGAAGAACAAAAAGGUGGACUACAGCCAAAUGAGGCAAAAGAACUCGGGAAAUUUGUUGAUGAACAGUGUGCUCAUCUUGAAUUUUCUGGUUUUAUGACGAUCGGAUCGGUGGCAGGGAGUUCCAUGACACCAAAUCCGGAUUUCGAAAAGUUACGAGAAGUUCGUGAUGAUUUCGCGAAAGAAGUGGGAAGGGGUGUUGAGGGAUUUGAGUUGUCGAUGGGAAUGUCCGACGAUUUCGAGACAGCAAUUCGACAAGGAAGUACAAAUAUUCGAGUGGGGAGCAAAAUAUUUGGACCAAGAUUGCCUAAGAAA
Messenger RNA from Mesorhabditis belari, 720 nucleotides. Lineage: Eukaryota; Metazoa; Nematoda; Chromadorea; Rhabditida; Rhabditidae. The record is from the annotation of a GenBank genome assembly.